UUUUGUGUUUGUUUUGCAGAUAGACGCUGGAGGCUUCUUCUUCCACUGGUGCCGUGUAAGACCUCCACUAUCGCAAUACAACCUCUCGCUUACUCACACGUCCGAGAGCAGCCCUGGAUACAGAUGGACCAGCAGGCCCAGUCCUAUAUGCUUGCCAGUCUGACACGGCCUCACUCGGAGCAGCUGCUGCAAGGCCUACAGCUGUUACGGCAAGAUCACGAACUGUGUGACAUUGUGCUACGUGUGGGCGAUGCCAAGAUCCACGCACACAAAGUGGUCCUGGCCAGCAUCAGCCCAUACUUCAAGGCCAUGUUUACAGGCAAUCUGUCUGAGAAGGAGACUUCAGAGGUUGAGUUUCAGUGCAUUGAUGAAGCUGCACUACAGGCCAUCGUGGAAUACGCAUACACGGGGACAGUUUUCAUCUCGCAGGAAACAGUGGAGUCACUCCUCCCAGCUGCCAAUCUCCUCCAGGUGAAACUCGUGCUAAACGAGUGCUGCAGCUUCCUGGAGAGCCAGCUGGAUGCUGCAAACUGCAUUGGCAUCUCGCGCUUUGCUGAGACAUACGGCUGCCAUGACCUCUGUCUGGCAGCCACCAAGUUUAUCUGCGAGAACUUUGAGGAGGUCUGCCGGACAGAGGAGUUCUUCGAGCUGACCAGGGAGGAGCUGGAGGAGAUUGUGUCCAGCGAUUGCCUCAAAGUGCUCACUGAGGAGACGGUCUUUUAUGCGCUUGAGUCUUGGAUCAAGUAUGAUCUGAGUGAGAGGCAGCAAUACCUGGCCCAGUUACUGCACAGCGUGCGGCUGCCUUUGCUCAGUGUCAAGUUUCUGACGCGCCUCUACGAAGCCAAUCACCUCGUCCGGGACGACCACGCGUGCAAACAUCUUCUCAACGAGGCUCUUAAGUAUCAUUUCAUGCCAGAGCACAGGCUUUCCUACCAGACGGUGCUGUCCACCAGACCACGCUGUGCACCAAAGGUUCUUGUUGCAGUAGGAGGCAAAGCAGGACUUUUUGCCACUUUGGAAAGUAUGGAGAUGUACUUCCCUCAGACAGACUCGUGGAUUGGCCUGGCCCCACUCAGCAUGCCCCGCUGUGAGUUCGGCGUCGCUGUUCUGGACCAGAAGGUGUACGUGGUGGGUGGUAUUGCCACACACAUGCGCCAGGGCAUCAGCUACAGGCGGCAUGAGAGCACUGUGGAGAGAUGGGAUCCGGACAGCAACACCUGGUCCUCGGUGGAGCACAUGGCCGAGUGCAGGAGCACUCUAGGGGUUGUGGUGUUAGCAGGGGAGCUUUAUGCACUUGGAGGCUAUGAUGGUCAGUACUACCUCCAGUCAGUGGAGAAAUAUGUACCCAAAGUGAAAGAGUGGCAGCCUGUGGCACCCAUGACCAAAUCACGCAGUUGCUUUGCCACCGCAGUGCUGAACGGUAUGAUUUAUGCUAUCGGAGGAUACGGUCCUGCUCAUAUGAACAGUGUGGAACGCUACGACCCCAGCAAGGAUUCCUGGGAAAUGGUAGCAUCCAUGGCUAACAAGAGAAUAAACUUUGGAGUGGGCGUCAUGUUAGGGUUUAUAUUUGUCGUCGGUGGACAUAAUGGCGUGUCACAUUUGUCCAGCAUUGAAAGAUACGACCCUCACCAGAACCAGUGGACAGCGUGUCGACCCAUGAACGAACCGCGAACAGGAGUCGGCUCAGCCAUCGUAGACAACUGCCUCUAUGUGGUGGGGGGUCAUUCAGGGUCAUCUUACCUGAACACAGUGCAGCGCUAUGACCCCAUCUCGGACAGCUGGCUGGACUCCAGCGGCAUGAUGUACUGUCGCUGUAACUUUGGCCUUACUGCCCUUUGACCCCUGGGGCAGUCAUAGGGUACUUAUUUUGCAAGAAAGACAAAAAUUUGUUUGCAUUUCUUUUAUCUACUCCCCAUUCAUCUUUGGAACCGUGUUCCUCAGAAGGUCGCUGCAGCUGUGUGGAUACUGGUCCAGGGGGGAAAAAAAAGAGAGCACCGUUCUUUGCUGGGUUCUGGGGUUUAAAGAAGCAGAGGCAGUGGAUCCGGACGACGUCUGAGCAAAGAAACUAAUCCAAAGCUGUACGGGCUCUGCGAGGGACUGGACAGCGCUGAAUGGCAGGAGACGUCAGUCACUUUGGGGGUUCUUGGGUGGCAUUUGUCUGUGGUAAUGCCAUUUAUUCUCUGAGCACUCUUUUCAACUUAGCUACUGGUGCAGCUAGCACCUUUAAUUUCUGUUUGUCUGCAGGUCUGUGCCUGUAGAUGAUGUGUAUGCAUGUCACGGAAGGGAUGAAUUAUUUGUGUGUGUGUGUGUGAGUGUGUGUGUGUAUGCGCAGGACAAGCGCUCAGGCUCGGGGUUAAAUCACCGGCUGAGCUCAUAACGUCUGCAUCUAAAGUAGUGCUUCACAAAAAAGUGGAAAAAACUUUAUUCACACUUAAAAAGGGCUGCCUUUCUUUCAACGUGUAUAUAGUUUGACUAAAGAAUAUAUGUUAUAUCCUCCAGUGCAUUGCCUGUAAAUGUUAUCUGCACUGGUGUGUGUGUGUGUGUGUGUGUGAGAGAGAGUAUGAGUGUGGACUGAAUAUAUUCAUGUUUCACUGCAGUCUCUUAAGAAUUCUUCCAAGUUCUACACAUCUCUUCCUUGGUAGCUGUAGAACAUUUGUUUGUUUUGUUGGAAACAUAUUAUUUUGCCAUGCCAUGUCUUUUAUUUCACACCUUUUCUCUUUCAAGUGUUGAAUGUGAUUUUAUUAUUAUUAUUUUUUUUAACCAUUGCAGAGGUGUUGGAGUUAAAAGUAAAAUUCUACUGGUGCUAGUUAAUAAUUCAGGAUUUAUUUCUUUUGUCUGUCUUUUCACAAAAGUGUAUUUGAUAUUAUUAUUAUUAUUAUUAUUAUUUUCUUUUUAUUUGCGCGUAUUCUGUUAUUGUUACAUUUACAAAUGCUCCAUCAAGCCCUGUGCAAUAACAUCACUCUGAUUAAUUAUCCCCCAGCACCUGGAACGUAUUGGUCCCCCCCCCUCACAGGAUUGCGUCUGCGCAUGCGUAUCUACAACGACCUCAUUCACUAACAGUUCUACCAUUUCAUAUCGCGAACACGCAGACUGAAACUAGUGCAACUUUCGGAUCCAAAUCCUGACUUCUUUUAUGUCCUGUACGUUCAACAGAGUUCAAUUCAAUACAACAAAUCUGACCGAAAACCGUUUACGUAAAUGAACAACUCCUCAUUAAUCAUAACGCGUUUCAUCCAUUACAUUUCAAAGCCUUCAGCAACUAAUCUACACCAGUGUCGACCUUUCUGACCCGUAUCCCAUAUCUGUGUCUUCAUGUGAAGCGACGUGACUGAAGUCUUAAUUUCCCACAUGGAUGUCGCCGUGAUCAUCCAUAAAACAUUUUAAAGAUCAACAUUUUUCCUAUAACGAUUCUAGUAUUGUCUCUAGCUAAAGAAUGCUAGAGAUCCGCCCACUAGCGGAGAGAUUUAGAUUUAGCUUGUUCUCCUGUCAAUCAUUUAAUAGACACGCCCCUAACACUGCUUCACAUCCUUAAAUCAUGGAGAGUGGAGAAGUCGAAUGUUUUAUAGAGUUGUUAGCUGAAUGUCCAAGCCCGCGUUUUGUGGGCGGAGCUUUGAGGAUCCAUCCAUUUAACCGUAAUACCUUAUGCACCUUUAAGACUAAAUGUAAUAGAAGCGCUUGCGUAGUCCCGAAAUUUUGCUACAAAUCAUCCGAAAGCCUAUAACAUAUAUUCAGAGCUAUAUAAACCUGAUAAGAUCAAUUUGUAUAAAUUGUAAAAAAAAACCCCCAAAAAAAACAUAUUUCCCCCGGAGCAACCUUUGCACACGGGUUUGCUUACAAAUGGAGCUCUGCAUUGCACUUAUCAAACACUUUAAUACUUUGUGUGAUACCUAUGUAAUACUUUUAAGUUGAAGGCAUUUAAAUGAUGCAAUAAGACCAUUUCAUAUAUAUUUUUGUUGUUGUUGAAAAACAAAAUGCUGUGACUGAACUUCUUUCUUUUCUUUUGAUUUUUGGUGUGUGUUUUUUUUUUUUUGCUGGAUUUUUUUCUUCACCACAUUUCAUUCACUGAGAAUUUUGCCUUUAUUCCUGUUGCUGACAUACGGAGUGCUUGAACUUAUUUUUCCAACUCAAAUAUCCUUUUUUUUUUUCUUUUUUUUUUUUUACUGUAAUUAUGACCAGAACAUUUGGGGUUUGGACUACCAAAGCAAAAAGGCGUGAAAUUAAUUUCAAAGUGGUUCGUUUUGUGAGGAAUGAAAAAUAAAAUGCCACCUUAAACACCUUUUCCUCCUGUAACAGAUGCUGCCUGAAGACAGAAUUGAUUUUUAUUUAUUUAUUUUUAUUUUUUAUUUUUUUUAAAUGAGGAAGUCAAUAGAGAAGCAUCGAAAAGAUCAGCACGGUCUUUGCAUCAGCAAUAAUUCUACGGAUCAUUCACGAGUAAUACUGACUUCGGUUCCCUGAAAGAAAUCCAUUCUUGUAUCAUUUGAAGGGAAAUAUUAUUCAGGGCGGAUUGACCAUUCACGAUUAGCUGAUCGAAAAAGGCAUAAGAGAGAGUUCCAGAGAAACCGGUUCUUAUUUAUGGACCUGAAAUGAACCACGUACUAUUUGCUAAUAAUAAAUGUACUAUUGAUGUCAUAAUAACGUCAUCUCAUUAACAUUGUUUGUGCAUUAAAAGCUAGAAAGGGGGGGGGGGAUCAACAAAAAAAAAUAUAUAUCUAUAUCACGCUGGCGUGAUCUUGCAUUUGCCAUGUGUUUAUGAAUCGUCUCGUCUUGUCCGUUGCAUGCAGUAAUGACUCCGAACCUUUCUAACCAUGCUUCUUUCUUUACGGCGGUUUGUCUGGCUUCAGAGAAGGAACGCCGACGGCCAUAUAUGCAUCUCAUGUAAUCUGAACACGUGAAAACUGCAAAAUGAAGGGAUAUUUGUGACGUUUUGUCGUUAGCGUUCUGAACUCCUGUCUUGUCACCACUCUCACCAAAGUGCUUGUUUUAUGAAAAGCUGGACGAAAUCAGAGGGGUGUGUGUGUGUGUGUGAGUUUUGGACUUGAUCCCAAUGUGUAAAGAGCGUUGUGUGAAACUGAUGUCAAUGUUAACCACCCGGUUUGUUUCUUUCAUUUCUUUCUUUUCCCCAUAGGUGUCUGGUUGUUGUCUGAAGUGAGGUGAUUAUCUUGAUUUUUUUUAUUUAUUUUUUUUUUUUUUAUGUACCUGUGGAUUGUUACUGGAAGUAAAAAAAAAGAAAAAAAAGAUAACCCUUAAUCAAUAGAUGCAGUAUUUAUUUUUCAGUUUAGCAAGCAUCAAGGGAGAGAGAGAGAGAGAGAGAGAGAGAGCACACAUUUCUGCCAGUUUCUUUAGCUGUGUGGUGCAGUUGUACCCAGUGGAAAAAUAAACG
Messenger RNA from Hemibagrus wyckioides, 5380 nucleotides. RefSeq names its product kelch-like protein 28. NCBI's taxonomy places the organism in Eukaryota, Metazoa, Chordata, Actinopteri, Siluriformes, Bagridae. The transcript is spliced from 6 exons. The coding region runs from base 124 to 1839 and encodes 571 amino acids. The record is from RefSeq and is a predicted model, not a curated record. Gene Ontology annotation, molecular function: protein binding.